Messenger RNA from Chrysemys picta bellii (western painted turtle), 3025 nucleotides. RefSeq names its product neuronal guanine nucleotide exchange factor (gene NGEF). The record is from RefSeq and is a predicted model, not a curated record. Gene Ontology annotation, biological process: activation of GTPase activity. Gene Ontology annotation, molecular function: protein binding; guanyl-nucleotide exchange factor activity. NCBI's taxonomy places the organism in Eukaryota, Metazoa, Chordata, Testudines, Emydidae.
UGUAGAUAUUGCCAGCAGUGAUUUCCCUCUCCAAGAAUCAGAUCUUUGCCAUAAGUACCUUUAAAAAAUCUUUGGGAAUAUAGUACAGAGUCAGUGGAUAUAUGUCCAGUGGUAAAUGGAUGGUAAAUGACCACAUGGAGAGAAUGAACCAGCCAUGACAGAUUCUCAUUAGCAGCAGAGAGAUCUGAUGGAGUCUAUGGAGGUUACAGGUCUGCUGCUGUUCUGUUCCUAAACAAUCAUAUCUGUUGUCAUGGAGACAGAAGAACUGGAAGAGGUGGAAAGGCAUUGCAGAAAAGCAACCAGUGGUGUCAAAAAGGGCAGUUUUCAGCUGCCAGCCUCACAGCCUGGUGUGAAUUCUGAGGAUGAGGAGAAGUCAGAGGGUGCUGACCAUGUGACCCAGGACAGUGAGUCACAGACUCACUACAUUGCCAUUCAAAGAAAUUCCAAGUAUUAUCAGUCCAUGAGGCUACGGACCAGACAGAAAGAGAGGAAUAACAGAGAGGGGACGAAUGCUAGGCAUGCUGUAGCUUCACUCAAAAAUGGAGACAGCAGAAGCAAACUUCUGAAUGUGGAUGUAUUAUCUUGCAAGGGACCCCCAGUAUCAGUAAAAUCUGAAGUGAAAGCCUUGGAAGAACAAUGUAUACAAAGGCUGCUGCCUUCCUACCCCCGUUGCCGUGGCAACCGCCCGGCCUCCCCCAGUCCCGCGCUGCCUGCGGAGUCGCUCGGCAGCCGCCGCUCGGAGCCGGACUCGCCGCCGCUCUCACAGCCUCACAUGGAGCUGCUGGCUGCGGCGCUCAGCGCCGCCUGCGCCCUGGACCGCGACGGCUCGGCGGAGAGCGCGGCCGGAGCCCGCCCGGCCGGCAGAGAAUCCCCUUCCACAGCUGGACCAGUGCUUAUCCCUGAUGAGAGCCCCGUGCUCCCAGAGUGCCCUGCUGCUCUCCCUGAAACCCUGCAAAUGAUCCACCCUAUGACAACUGACUCCUGGAAAACCCUCAUUGAACAAAUAGGGCUCUUGUAUCAGGAAUAUCGAGAUAAAUCUACACUUCAGGAGAUUGAAACCAGACGACUGCAAGAUGCACAGACAGACCCUGAGGAGUGCUCAACCGGUGAGGAGACAUCAUCAGAAGCAGAAUCCACAAAUACUGCAGAAAGCAGGACUCUUCCCCAAAUCAGCUUGCUCAGGAACUCCACCUCCAGGUUUAACUUGUGGCAGGAUCUUCCAGAGAUCAGGAGCAGCGGUGUCCUGAAUAUCCUUCAGCCAGAUGAGAUCAAACUGCAGGAGGCCAUGUUUGAACUGGUCACUUCUGAAGCCUCAUACUACAAGAGUCUGAAUCUGCUGGUGUCUCACUUCAUGGAGAAUGAACGUCUGAAAAAGAUCUUACAUCCAUCUGAGGCUCACAUCCUCUUCUCCAAUGUCCUGGAUGUCAUGGCUGUUAGUGAACGUUUCCUCUUAGAUCUUGAGCAGCGAGUGGAAGAGAACAUUGUGAUCUCAGAUGUGUGCGACAUUGUCUACCAGCACACAGUUAAUCACUUCUCGGUGUAUGUAACCUACGUCUCCAACCAGACCUACCAGGAGAGAGCUUACAAGCAACUUCUCCAAGACAAGACAGCUUUCCGGGAGGUGAUAUCACAGUUGGAGAUGGAUCCCAAGUGCAAAGGCCUGCCCUUCUCAUCCUUUUUGAUUUUGCCAUUUCAGAGGAUCACUCGGCUCAAGCUACUGGUGCAGAAUAUUCUUAAAAAAGUGGAAGAGAAAUCCGAGAAGGAAACCACUGCCCUUGAAGCACACAAAGAGCUGGAAACAGUGGUGAAGGCAUGUAACGAAGGUGUCAGGAAGAUGAGCCGAACAGAGCAGAUGAUUAGCAUCCAGAAGAAAUUAGAGUUUAAGAUCAAGUCUGUGCCCAUCAUCUCUCACUCCCGUUGGCUGUUAAAGCAAGGGGAACUGCAGCAAAUGAAUGGCCCAAAGACAUCACGCACGCUCCGCACCAAGAAACUCUUUAGAGAAAUCUACUUGUUCCUUUUCAAUGACCUGCUGGUACUCUGCAGGCAGAUUCCUGGCGACAAGUACCAGGUGUUUGACUCAGCACCGCGAGGGCUUCUCCGGGUAGAGGAGUUAGAAGAUCAGGGACAGAGUUUGGCCAAUGUCUUCAUCCUGAGGCUUCUGGAGAACACGGAUGAUCGAGAGGUCAGCUACAUGCUCAAGGCAUCAUCCCAAAGUGAGAUGAAGCGCUGGAUGAUCUCGCUGGCCCCAAAUCGGAGAACCAAGUUUGUUUCAUUCACAUCCAGACUCCUAGAUUGCCCCCAGGUGCAGUGUGUCCAUCCGUAUGUGGCUCAGCAACCAGACGAGCUGUCCCUGGAGCUGGCAGAUGUUCUUAACAUCCUGGACAAGACAGAUGACGGUUGGAUUUUUGGGGAGCGUCUUCAUGACCAGGAAAGGGGCUGGUUCCCCAGCUCUAUGGGGGAGGAGAUUCUGAACCCCAAGAUCCGAUCGCAGAACCUAAAAGAGUGUUUCCGGGUCCACAAGUCGGAUGACAGUCAGCGGAGGAAGCUGGGCAGCAGGAAUCGCCAAUGACCCCUGGUCUCCCCCAGCCCUGGAGCACAAGGAAUAUCUAAUGGCUUAUGGAGAAAGAUGGAGGGCAGAUGCUGCAGGCUGAGAGAAUGAGGUGGUGGUGCUGGUACUAUGGGCCAGGGCAUAGGGCCUGGUCUUAACAUGCUGGUCAUACCCCCUCCGACACAAAUAGACUUUGCUCUGUUUACUAAGUUCUUCCCUCUACAUUUUGUAUUCCUCUGGAGACCAACCCCAGGAAGAGGAGAGGCCACUUGUCUAAAGCUCAAGGAACUAUUCAAUGUAAUGGAUUGCCAGUUGUGCUGCCAACCCCAAAGAGUGCCAAGUGCGCCCCUGUGCAGUGAGGAGCUACUGGACAAGACCGCACCAGAGCCACCCAGGAGGUUCACCACAGCUGUAACAUACCAGCUGGUCAUAUAUAAGAGUUGCUUUAGUUGCUUUUCUAGUAUAAAUGGAUAGAAU